AUGGGUCUCUCUUGUGCAUGCAAGCUACUCAUAGUCCUCGUGGUUACUGCUUACGUCUUCUCCGGGACUGCGGAAGCAUGGAGUUGGAGUCUGGCUUCCGUCAACUCUAGAAGCGGUUCUUCUGGUUCGAGAUCAGAUCCGCACUCGGGCUCAAACCACUCUAGCGGUAAUGGCUCUACACACAAGAGUCACAAAUCGGGCUCAAACCACUCAACUAGCCAUGGCCACCACAACCACACGGCUCCAUCAAAACAUUCAAGCCACCAGACGGCUCCACUAAACCAUUCAAGCGGCACUGGCUCUACUAGCAACAGCCACCACCACAAACACACGGCUCCGUUAUCACCUCGAAGAAACAUUGUGGUUACAGUUUGGAAGAAGGGAUUCAAAUACCAAGAAUGGGUUGCAAAGAAUUCUCCUUUCUACAUCAACGACGUUCUUGUUUUCAAGUACAACAGCAACAACAAGGAGAACAAUGUUUACUUGCUCCAAGAUUUAAGGAGCUACGUGAGAUGCGAUGUGAAGAAAGGAAAGAAGCUAGUCGCAAGAGGAGGCUCAUCAGGAGGGUUCAAGUUGCUUCUCCAAAGGACGCAGACUUAUUACUUCGCCAGGCUGCAACCACACCAAGAUGCAGUUCGCCCUCAACCUAUGGUCAAGACCAUAAUAACUCCAAAUUCUUUAAACUUUCUAAACUUGUAUUUUUCUUUUAAACUUUGA
Messenger RNA from Arabis nemorensis, 717 nucleotides. NCBI's taxonomy places the organism in Eukaryota, Viridiplantae, Streptophyta, Magnoliopsida, Brassicales, Brassicaceae. The record is from the annotation of a GenBank genome assembly.